AUGUCUGAUUAUAGUAUCGGUAAUGAAUUAAAAGAUAGUUAUAAAGAAACUUAUAAUUGGUGUUCAUAUAAUAUCAAAUGGUUGCGUGACGUCCAGAAUUUUUAUAAACAAAGAGCCAAUUUAGAAAAAGAAUAUAGCGAAAAGUUAAACCAAUUAACCAAUGAUUUUUUAAAGAAGAAAGCUGAGAGUUCGGUUCCAUUAAGCGUUGGUGAUUCUCCGGUAAUUACACCAGGUUCUGCUGAGUCAGGUACCGUUAUGUGUUGGACUGAAAUUUUAACCGAAACUCAGAUGAUUGGUAAGGAUCAUUCACAAUUAUCAGAAGAAUUACAAUUCCAAGUGGUUGAUCAAAUAGAUGCAUUAAUUAAAAAAUCAAACAGUAUGUUGAGCGGUAUUAACGGAUUUGUUUCUGAAUUGGAUUCUAGAAAAUAUGAAAUUUAUCAUGGAUUAGAUAAGGCCAAAAAAAAUUACGACUAUAGUUGCGAAGAUUUAGAAAAUAUCCGAUCAAAAAUAGCUAAUGGUAAUAAUAGUGUAAGAUUAAAGGAGAAAUUGCAAUCUAAAGAAAAUGAAAUGAACAAUUGCAAAAAUGACUACCUAAUUCAAGUGAAUUUGGCCAAUAGAACAAAGGAUAAAUAUUAUUUUCAAGAUUUACCAGAAAGUUUAGACUUAUUACAAAACUUGGUUCAAUAUAAGACUUUACAAUUAAACAACUUGAAUAAUAUUGCCACGAAUUUACAACGUUCUAUGGAUCUUAGAAUUGGGAAAAAAUUAGACUUGAUGGAAUCUACGAUUAAUAGCACAACACCUGAUUUAGAUAUCAAAAUGUUUAUUAAGCAUAAUAAGAAACAAUGGAGCGAACCCAAAGAUUUCCAAUACAUUGCGUCUCCUAUUUGGCAUGAGGAUGCCUCGUUUGUUGUUAAAGAUGAUGCUAACUUAACUCAUUUGAAAAAUAGGCUAGCCUUAUCCCAAAGCAAAGAACAUCAAAUGGAUGAAGUGAUGACUACAGAAAUAGACUCUUUGUCCGAAUUAAAACAAAAUACUUUAAGCAACAGUGUGAUAAUGUCUGGGAUAGAACCAGAAAAUUUGUUAAAGUCAAUGACUGAAUAUGUAAGGACACUAGCAUCUUUCACCAACCAUGAAAGUAAUAAAUUAGAAGCCACUGUUUGCAUAGAAAGCAUAGUUAAUAAUUUAGGCUCAAAAUACGAUUUGGACACUAGUGGUAUUGAUGUCAGUUCUUUGAAUAAAAAAAGCGGUGGUAUAUUAAACAAGUUUAAAAAUACCUUGAAAUUGGAAACACCUAAAAGAAUGUUGUAUUCUAGCUCUAGUGAUAGCGGUGUAUCUGAAGUAUUGCACAGCAGUGGUGGUGGUGAAAGUGCCGUUGGCGGAUUGCUAAGUGGCUUAACUCGUAAAAAUCAUCAUUCUUCCAAGUUAGGUGGGCUAUUUGGCAGUGGAAUAAGAAGUCGAAGCAAUACUAUUCGGUCAACAACAUCUUCUAGGGCAAAUGUACCAGUAAAUAAUAGAAUUAGUUCUAUUGAUAGUAACACUUUAUCUUCUGAAGAGAGCGAGUAUGACAAUAAUUUGGAUGACUCGGAUGAUGACAAUGAAUAUGCCACUAACGAUACAAAUCCAGUUAAAGUUAAAGUGUUAUAUUCAUAUGAAAAAACGGAUGAUAGUGAAUUAACGAUAAACACUGGUGAUUCUUUAUCAUUAAUAGCACCAGAUACAAAUGGCUGGACUCAAGUGAAAAACGACAGUACUGGUGAAAUCGGCCUGGUACCAACAAGUUAUGUAGAAGUUUCCAAAAGUUCAGCUACUACUGCUCCACAAUUACCUGGUAAAAGAAAGAAUAAUUUAAACGAUGAUAACGGCGGAACCACUGUUACUGCAUUGUAUAGUUAUGAAGCACAGGGAAAUGAUGAACUAAGUAUUACAGCGGGUGAUAGUGUUAAAGUUGUGCAUAAAGAUGAUGGUAGUGGCUGGACUUUGGGCGAAUUAAAUGGUUCUACUGGAUUGUUUCCAACAAGUUAUUGUAGUUAG
Molecule: messenger RNA, 2034 nt
Organism: Saccharomycodes ludwigii
Lineage: Eukaryota; Fungi; Ascomycota; Saccharomycetes; Saccharomycodales; Saccharomycodaceae
Gene: BZZ1
Product: Bzz1p
Exons: 1
Coding region: 1-2034 (677 amino acids)
Biological process (GO): regulation of actin filament polymerization
Molecular function (GO): protein binding
Source: RefSeq, a predicted model, not a curated record